Messenger RNA from Lymnaea stagnalis (great pond snail), 13377 nucleotides. The record is from the annotation of a GenBank genome assembly. NCBI's taxonomy places the organism in Eukaryota, Metazoa, Mollusca, Gastropoda, Lymnaeidae.
GACUGGUUCAUGGUUGACAUUUGACAACUCAAAAUCGCAGAGAAGAGUUCAUUGCUAUAAAUUUGUGAUUUAUUUUCUUGUAUUUUGUGUAGUAAAUAAACUUCUUGAUAAUGAAGAAAAAGGUAAAUAAAAUCAGAUAGGCCUACAAUUACAACAUAAGUUUAUUAGGUAUAUAUAAUGUAGGCGUAGGGUAGGGCUAACUGUUAGAAUUGUUAACUGUCUUUAGUAUUUAGUCUUAAAAACAGCACUACCGCACUCUCUCACUAGAAUCAAUGAAGUCUAGAAUCGUAACUUAUAUUUUAAUCUAUACUAAGUCAAUUAGUAAAAGUUUUAUUUUAAGGAUGGCCUAUUAUUACUAUUAGCCUGUACUUUAUUAGCCUAUAACAAUAUGCCUCAAUUUUUGUAAAUAGGCCUGGCCUAGUAUAAUAGCCAUAGGUACUUUGAUAACAAAAAAAAACUUUUAAAAAACCACCAAACUAUAGUCUAUAGUUGAAUAGAGCUAAUUUUUAAAAGAAUUAUAACACCAAAAUCAUAUUUUUAGCUGUUGUAGUUUUAAAGUUAUGAAUUUUUAAAGUAUGACUUAAUUUGUCCUUUUUUAAUAUUAACAUUAUAAUAACAUGGACCGCAUUUCCACAUUCUUUGACUUUGACCCAAAUCCGCUGUUCGCGUCACGAGCUAUAUAACUCUUGUUUUAUUGAUAAUUUUAUUUUCAGAACUAAUGCUGUAUUUAAAAAAUAAGUUUAAUAAUGUUAACAAUUAUUAGAUAAAUUGUAGCUUAUCUUACUAUGCACUAUUUAUAUCAGUAAAUUUAAUAUAAUGUAUUAAUAUAUGGCUUUUCUGUUUACCAAAUCUAUGAUGUCCAUUAUACCAAUAUUUGCUAUAAAGUCUAUAUAAGGCAACUCAUGCCCUAAGUACAAAAAUACUGUUUGGGAACUAUUGAACUUUCAACUUUGGUACAUGACUAACUAAUUAAAGCUUUCCCAGACCUAGUUUAAUAGUUUUUGCACAUGGCAAACUUUUAUGAAUGAAAACUCCGAGAUAGUAGUAAAUAAUAGCCAUUAUGCAAGUCACUUUGAAUGGCCGCCAUGACAUUUUGCACACAAAUUUUGAUCAUUAAAAUAUGGACUCUGCCGGGUUUUUUAACCUCAAAUUAAAAUAUUAUUCUUUCAUAACAUUUAAAUUCAUUCUAAAACAUAAGUUAUCAAAUGUUUUGAUGUAAAUAGUGGAAAUAAUUAAAUAUUUCCUUAGUAACAGCCUCUUCCGCCACUGAAAUUAUUCAAAUGAGCAUAACAGGUGACUGACAUGUCCUAAGUUAAUGAGAAUUGACACAAAUAUACAUUGAUAGAUAAUACAGAACAAGACUUUUUAUGAAAGACAUAAAAGUUGAAAUUCUAUACAAAUUUUUUAGUGAAAGAUGCCUUAUAUUUAAAAGGGAAUUUCAAAAUACAGGUCAAUUGAAAAAUCCAAACAAAUCAAUGUAAAUGUAGGCCAAGAUGUCUUUCAAAAUAUAAGGCAGGAAGCGGAACUCAAAUAUAUGUCCAAAGUACUCAUUUAAUAAUAAUUAGACACACACAUCGGAAAAUUAAAAACUCGGAUUUUUUGGCGCCGAUUGCCAUUUCCGAUACACAAAAAGUAGUAGUCUCCCUUGGUUUACCGAAGUAUCUAUAAUAGGAAAAGGCAUAGGGCUAAUAGUAGUAAUUAAUACUAAUAGGGCCAAUGACUAAAGAUGCAUGGAUUAGUUGAGUAGGGCGAAAUGCACCCUUAGUACUCUAAGCCUAAUGCGGGGUGGCAUUUCAGAUAUUUGGGUGGGCAGUGCCAGUGGACAGAAGCAGAGUAGUUAAGUGGGGCAUAAGGAGACAUUAGUUCCUGGGCACCAAACUUACCCGGGUGCCAAAUGGCAAAUGGUCUUUUAUGGUAUUAAAUGGAUGAGAAUUAUGGGUUUCAGAAUUGAGGGGGGGUGGGGUAGGAGUAAAAAUGAAUCUUGUCCCCUGGUGCCAAAAACUCUAGCUACGCCAUUGGCUUAGAAAUGGGGGCAGAUAGGUGGUCAACCGAGGUGUCAUAUUUUCUUUAGAUGGAUGGACAGCAUUUUCGGACAACUGUAGAGUUUGUAAUGUGAGUGGGGCCGUGUAAAAAAAACCUAGCCUGCCCUGUUUGGCACUAUUAUAGCUAUACCACUAGGCAUUAUAUCUAUCAGCACCAAAAUUGGCGAUCAGAGCCAGAUAUACUGUCAUUUUUAUUGGGAUUAGGGCAGAAAUCAAGGGCGCCAAUAGUUUUUCCCUAACCAUAAAAUGUGUGAUUAUUUUAAAGUCAAGAGGUGCAUAAUGGAGUAUACCUGAAUUCAGUGUUUUUAAUAGGUUAUUUGAUUGAAGAAAGGAAUUUUUCAAGUUGUAUGGAAGGCAUUAUAUUGGCCAGUGUCAUACAUAAUUGAAUUCACUACGGCUGUGUCGCGCCCCAAGAUAAUCAUUUGGCACAAGCUUAGAUCAACCCCAUAAUGUCACACUAAUCGAUGUCUGAGAAGGAGGUAACAGAAAUUGAGGGGCAGAAGACUCUCAAGCAAAAAAAGGGGCAGGGGUCCCCUUAGAAAUUUUUGGAUAAAUUCAAAAUGUUUCUUUCAGACAAUUUUGGAGGGGUCAUUAUAGACAUUUGGGUGGGAAGAACCAAAAAUAGCUAUAGUAGUGAUCAAGGACUUUUCUAACUCUCCCUGAGCCCAAAAUGAUCUAAUUCAUUCCAGUUGUGGCCCCCUUGAGGGUAUGCUUUUUGACAUGCUUAGUCUCACUCCUUCAAUCUUUAAAGUCCCUAGAAAUUUUUGGAAAAUUCAAAAUUCAUUUGAGCUCAUACCUAAAUUUAGUUUUGCACCAUUUUCACUUAAUCAGAGAGCAACAGGAGAGAUGCUAGUAAAACAUUUAGGUGUCACAUGACCUUAGAGCCAUAUUGUGAGCUCUGCAACUAGUACCAAAAAAAUGGAAGUGUUAUGAUAAUUGAAAUAAUAGUUAAAAGAAAACUUUUUUUUUGGGUAAUAUAUAUUUUUAAAAUCUUUCUCCUGGAUUCUAAUUUGUUUUAAAAAAUGCAUCCAAAUAUUUGGGGAGGAUUGUUUAUAAUUAUGAUAUUAAAAAGAGAAAAGCAGUUGGGAAUUUAUUACAUAUAGGUCUAGGCCAGCGGUUCUCAACCUGUGGGUCGCCACCCCUUUGAGGGUCGCGGGACCCUUUUCCAGGGGUCGCCUAAGACCAUCUGAAAACAUAUCCUUACAGCUAUGAAGUAGCAACGAAAAUAAUUGUGUGGCUGGGGGUCGCCACGACACGAAAAACUGUAUUAAGGUGUCGCGGCACUAGAAAGGUUGAGAACCACUGGUCUAGGCUAAGUAUUUUUUUUUAAAACUCAGUCAUUCAGGAAACUGUUACAAAAUUAAAAAUUUUGCUAUUAGCUAAAUUUUUUAAAGCAUUAUGCCAUCAUACAUUUUAUAAUUAACACUUAUCCCUAUUUUAAAAGUCCUACUUUUAUGUUGAAAUAUACUUUUAAAACAUUUGGCACAUGCUUAAUACUUAGCAAGAACUAUGUUAAAACUAUAGACUUUUAUUUUGAUGUAAAGGUAGUUUAAUACAGUGUUAUUAAAACCUUUAAUUUUUGAAUUUGAAAAAAUUAAAAAUUUAAAACAAACUAAAAAUGCAAACAAGAGAGAGUAACCUUUUGGCUUAUAAUCAUGAGCGCUUAGUUUUCAGUAAAGUGGGAUAUUUAUAAUGGAAUAUAUUGUAAGCUUGUAAUAAGAUUAGCCUUAAAUAUACGAAUCAUCAAAUAUCGAACGUAGUGAUAUUUUAUAGGUUCCACUUAUUGGAAUUGGUUAAAGGCACCAGUUACUAUUCUUUUUAAAAAUGUGAUAAAAUGGACAAAUUAGUCUUUUUUUUUUAAAAUAUAAUUUCUUUUUUUCUGUACACACUUUUUUCCAGGGAGCGCUUGACUUAAAAAUUAGCAAAACGUAUUAUUUAUUAUUAUUUUUAUUGUUGAUUUCAGGUACUUUUGAUGGGCAAAAGUGGCUCAGGCAAAACAAGUAUGAGAUCUAUUAUUUUUGCAAAUUAUAUUGCAAGAGAUACAAGAAGACUUGGUGCCACAAGUAAGUAAUGGUAGUCUAAUAAGCUUUAAACACUAGUUUAACUACUUAAAUAAAUGAGACAGCAACACACCACUGCCUAAGCACUCCAUGAAUUACGCUUUUAAUUACCUACCUAAAAUACCAGGCCACGCUAUACACCAACAGAAAAUGUGCAAAUUUUUUACCAUGACCUCAGACCACAGGUUGCAUGCCUAUAAUGAUGUUGAAUCUUUUUAAAUUAAAGAUGGCCAUUCCCAAAUAACUUGCCAGCAUUAUCAAGAGUCUUUAUUUUAUUUAUUUUCAUCAGUAUUGGUUCUAUAAUUGGUGAUAGGAAAAAAACUAAUGUAAGUUCCAAGUUUCACAAAAUGUUUAGUAAUGGUUGAGAUAAUUGUAAUUUGCUACAUUUUUUCUAUGAAUUUAUUUUUGACCAGUUGAUGUGGAGCACUCACAUGUUCGUUUUUUGGGAAAUCUGGUUUUAAACUUAUGGGAUUGUGGAGGGUAAGUAUUGAUGGUGUUUGACAUUUAAAUCAUAAAAUAUUGUGGAUUUAAAAACUAUCUUUUUUAAUAUAGCUUUUUAGUUUAUUCUAUUGUUAGGUGGGAUAUUUUACAGAUAUUUUAUUCCUGCACCUUGUUAACUGCUGAAUUCUAACAUUAGUGGUUGAAGGGUGAGGUAUUUUAAUAUAUCUUGCUAUUGCACAUAAUAAUUUUUUAAAAUUUAGUUUUUUUAAAAUAAAGAUUUAUUAGGUCCAUUACAAUCGUAUAUAAAAAAUUAAAUUGUUUCCAAAUGACUAUUGAAGUUUCCUGUGUUAGAUAGUAUAUAAGUCAUCAUUUUCUGUAAACUGAUGAGAACUCUGUUCUGCAUCACCACAUCCUGCUUGGGGAUCAGUCUAAGACUUUAGGAGCUAUAUUUCUGCCUCCAUAUUAUUAAUCCAUUUUAAUAUUGGCUCAAAGUUAUUAAAUUAAACAGACAUUGUGCAUUAAUUUUAUUUUCAGACAAGAAGCAUUCAUGGAGAACUAUUUUGCAUCACAACGUGACAAUAUAUUCCGCAAUGUGGAAGUUCUCAUAUAUGUCUUUGAUGUGGAAAGCAGAGAGCUUGAAAAAGAUAUGCACUAUUAUCAGUCGUGUCUGGAAGCCAUCCUUCAAAACUCACCUGAGGCCAAAGUUUUCUGUCUCAUUCACAAGAUGGAUUUGGUUCAGGAUGAUCAGAGAGAAAUAGUGAGUUAUUUUUCAAAACACGAAUCUGAGUAGACACAUUCAUCAGUAAAUAUUUAAAUUUGAAUUUCACGAUAUUCAAUAAGGUCUUAAAAUAUUAGAAAUUACUUGUGAAGCACUAGUAACAGAUCUAGAUUAAAAGAAACCGUCAAACCGCAGCAUCAUUAAGUUGCUUCUAAGAAGGCUAGUGGUGCUUGAAAAAAUAUAUUUCUCUUUAUGGUAGAACUGCUAUGAAUUAAACAAAUUUUAAAUAAAUUUUUAUCUACCAGAACCAGGUGAGUUUCUCAUUUUCUCAUUACAUUAAUUUUUCUGCUUAAUAUUAAAGCUCUUGAUUUUUUUCAGGCCUUUUAACCUUUUUGCAAUAAAAUUACAAUUUAAGUUUAAGCCUAAGACGAGCGGUUUUGAGUGUUGUUUAUUUUUUAUUUUAUUAUAAAAGAGGUUUUUCAAAUUAAAAAGUUACCCUAUUCAUCUUGUUAGGCAACAAAGAAUGAAAAAAUUGACUGCCCUUUGUGGUCUCGAUUCAAUCAGAAUCUUUUUCUGCUAAAGGCAGAGUAAAUACCAAAUUUCCAGCUGCUGUCAUUGUGUGUCAGUAUUUCAUCCUCGAACUGGUAUAAGUUAUUUUGACUACUCACUGCAGCAAAUCUUGCCAGAGGUAACCGGGUCUGUUUUUAUUGUUUGCAAAAUUUAUAACUGAAUUUGCUCACAAACAUUUUAAAUUCUUCAGAAAGUGAAAUAUUCUUGUUAAAAUCACCAGAUUUUCCAUGAGAGACAAGAGGACCUCAAGCGUCUUUCCAAGCCCUUAGAUUGCACAUGUUUUGCCACAUCAAUCUGGGAUGAGACUUUAUAUAAGGUAACAAAUCUUUUUAAAUUUAUUUUAUUCAUGUGAGCCUGAAUAUAUUAUUUCAUACCUGCCAAGUAGAAAAUGUCCUAAAACAUUUUAAAAAUUAUUUCUAAUGCAGUUGUUUCUUUUCCAUGGAUUUUAACAAACGACACAUUUAGUAAAUUAUAAUAUUAGUCGGAACAUGGUUUAUUUUUAUGUUUAUAGAUAUUCUUUAUUCUGCUAUCCCAUUUCGUAUAAGGCUGUCAAAGUAGUUGAAGAUUUUUAAAUUAAAACUAAUAGCAAUAAUAGAACAUCCAGUGUGAGGGAGAAAAUAUGCUUAUUGUAAUCUGCUCUAUUUUACACUUAGAUCACAUGUGGUGUAAAAUGUUUAUUUAAAUUUUAAAAAUUUUAAAAAUAUUUUCUGAAAGCAUUAGUGUACAGUAAAUAGUAUUAACUGAGAAUACUUUGUAAAUUCUUUGGUUUAAAAAUAAUUAAAUGACCCAUGAAAUACAUGUGCUAAAGACUAGUAAAACAAGUAAAAGCAGCACAUUUUUUUAUAGUAAAAUUAAAAUAACAUGUAUAAAAAUACAGAAAAAUACAUUAUCCAAAUUUAAACUUAAGUUAUUUUGAUGCUUCAGUCAAGAUCCUUAUAAUGUUGGUUCUUUAGACCCUCUCUCUUGAAGAGCUAAUGUCAUUUUGGAAUGCCCUGAGGAAAGGAAUUAAGUCUCAUUUAAGUUUUAAAUUUAAAAUAGCAGGCAUUCUUAGCUUAGAAGUUAAUGUACCCUAGCAGGCUUCGUGUAUUACCUCUGUAGAAAAGAAAAAGGUUAUACUUGGAACAUUCAGAUUGCAUAUUUUUUAAAAUUUCCAAUAUGACAUCGUGGCCAGCAAGUCUUGAUUUAUAAAUCUAAAUUAUGUAUUCAAAUCUGAAAAAAACAGGCAUGGUCAUCUAUAGUGUACCAGCUGAUUCCUAAUGUACAGCAACUAGAGGAGAACUUGUCCAAAUUUGCUGAGAUUCUUGAUGCCGAUGAAGUACUGCUGUUUGAGAAAGCCACAUUUUUAGUGAGUUGAUCAUCAGUCAUUGCAAGAAUCGAUCCUCAUUCUUCGCUUUUCCACAAAACGAAAUCAUCACCCCUACAUUUUAUAGAAUCAGUACCCCUAAUUAUAUUUAAUGUUUGUUUGAACUCAUAUUUAGCAUCUAAAAUAAGUUUUUUUAUAAUUAGUAUAUGAUAGGAAUAUCUAAAUAAAACAUUUUACUUGAACAGGGUAAAUUCAUCAACAGUUGCAAAAUUAUUUUCUGUAUACGCCUCUAUCAUAAUAAGUCAACUGUUACUUUCAUCGUAAUUUUUUGUUCUGGAUUGUUACAGAGUGAUUUUUAAGACAAUAAUUUAUUAAAAUUCCUUUUACUCUCAAGUGUAAAGCGGCUACUUAAUUGUUUUGUUUGUACAGCUGCAAAAUUGGUCAGCAUUUAAAAUGAAAUUAUUUUUAAAAGUCAGUGGCGCACAAAAAGAAAUUUUAAUUCAAUGUUAUAACAUAUCAUGUUGUGCUAUAUUUGUUCACUUAAUUAAUUUAAUACCUCCUGUCCAUCAGGUCAUUUCUUACUGUGAAAGAGUGCAACACCGAGAUGUGCACAGAUUUGAAAAAAUCAGCAACAUCAUAAAACAGUUUAAACUAAGCUGCAGUAAAAUAGGAGCUUCCUUUGAGAGCAUGGAAGUGAGAAACUCAGCAUUUGCCGCCUUCAUUGAGAUGUUCACACCUAACAUGGUCGUUAUGGUUGUGAUGUCAGAUACCUCCAUACGUAAGUCAUGUCAGCAAUCUAUUACUUUAAUGAUUUCAGAUACGGUGUAGUCCCUCUAUAAGGUGAAUUCGGAUUUAAGAUGGCCUGCCAUGGAUCCAGAAAUUUCAUAUAUUCAUUAGAACAUAAAAAAAUGAUGUUUCAAAAGUACUGGAAAAAUCAAUAAACUAUAUAUCCUCAUAGAGUCCAAUCACUAAUCCACUCAAACUAGCCCUACUUAAAUGCCACACAGCUAACUAACCACAAGAUACAGUUUUCCCUCACCAUAUCGCGGUUCACUUUUUGCGGUCUCACUGUAUCAUGGAAUUUUUACUUGCAUACAGGUUAUAUCUAAUGUUGUAUCGCAGAUUUAUAAAGAAUUUUAUAUGUUGUUAAAAUUACGGAGUGUUAAGAGUGUAUAAAGUGUUUAAGAGCAUAGAAUGUGUUUGUAAGAGUGUGAGGAGGGUUUAUGAAGCCUUAAAUAUAUGAAAUAUACGGUCACUACAUUACAGAUUUUAGCCUAUUGUGUGGGGGUUCUAGAACCUAACCCCCAUGAAAGACAAGGGACUAGUGUAUUAACAAAUCAGUUUUUUAAAAAACAGCUAAAUCUCAUUUCCUCCUAUGUUUUAUAGACUUUUUCUGUAAUCGCAUUUCCAUCUUGUGAAGUGUUUUUUGUUUACACAUGUGACGUUUUAAGAUUUCACAUGUUGUGUUCAUCUGAUGGACGAGGGUUAACAUUAACACUUAUAUUGUAUUGUUGACGGCGUCCGCUCCACUGAGUGAAUGGGUGUGUGGGUGAGCUCAGAUCUGUUUUUUAGUUUUAAGCCUAGGUAAAGAGUUAAAUCACUUUAAACAGGAUUUUUAAGCUUUCUGUGUUUAAAAAAGUAAAUAAUUCUCCUUUUGUCGAUAACUUAAAGAUUACAAUUUUAAUACUAAAUAGUGGAAAAUGAAAAGACAUUAAAAAAACUGUAAAAAAAAGACUUUUUAUUUACAAUGAGUUAAAAUGCUUUAAUCAGAAGAAAAUAAUUUUUAUUCCUUAUAAUGCAUUACGCAAUAUAAACAACUGCUUACUGUUAAUAUGUAGAGAACUCAAAAUAAAAUCUCUUCCUGAUUUCACUUCUGCAUAAUAAACCUUUGGACGUAUGACAAAGUAAAAAAAAAAUAAAUGAGACAUAAGAUUACCUGCGUGAGAUGUCCGUGGAAGGUCAUUGGGCAAUUGAGAAUCAACAAAUGAUGUUUAUUGUAACAUGCAUGUGAGAUUUAGGGGGAGUGGGAUUUUUUUUUUGGCUAUUUAAUCCAAUUAUAGAACUGUAACAAACUAGAUCAGUUUCAAACACACCGGAUAAUUUAUAGCAAUUGUUCAUGUUUUUUCUCCGCAGCUUCUGCAGCCACUCAGUUGAAUAUCAAAAAUGCUAGGAAACACUUUGAGAAACUUGAGAGUUUGGUGACGCCCCACAGAGGAAUGGGAAGUAACACUCGAUGAAGUUCUGUUUUGCCACCAUGAUAGCCAGUUUCACUCUCAGAAGUAGACCACAAACAAAGGAUCGAUCAAGAACAAACUGUGAUAAAACAAAGAUCAAGUCUACAUAUGGCCGAGUCCUAGUAAAUUUUUCUUUGUUUAAAUUACAUACGGUAACACCUUGUAAUCAGCCAUAAGUUACGUCACUGCAGAGGGAGAGCUCAAAUGAUAGGAUUAUGUGCAAUGUUAUUUUUAAAGAUAUAUUUGCCUUAGGAUUUUUGUUUGAUAAAACAUUUUGAUUUUUAAAGCAGACCAUGUAGUUUGACUUUCAUUUGUAUUUACUACAAUUAAAAAAAGAAUUAGAGUCAGAUCAUAGGGUAAUACUGAAGUAAAUUACAAUCCCAAAUUUGGAAGUUGAUAAAAAAAUCCUCGAAACCUCAUGCUUGAAGUAUCCCUGGUUAUUGAAUUAAUUAUAUUGAUAUUACCUUUUUUUUUUUUUUUUCUAAUUUUCUUUUUUCGGGGAGUAGGGUUAAGGGUUAUUUUUGUUUCAAAACCAGAUUUAGAAUUUCAUAUUUUAUUGUGCCAUUAUGAGAUUCAGGUUGAUUUUCUUUUUAAAAAGAGAAAUUUUUGUUAGUUUGUAAGUCACCUGGCUUUGAAUGAAAAGAUUAUAAGAUAUUCACCUAGCUAUGAAUGAAAAGAUUGAGUUGUUUUUGUGUUUUUUUGUUGUAUCACUGAAGUUAUUUGACAGAUAAGUUGGCUAAAGCUCUACAAAAAUGAACGCAGCUCAUGUUAAUGCUUGCUAGAGAUGCUACUGGUCUCCUUGUGUAUGCUAAUAAUAUUAAAGUGGGACUGAUUACUUGUCCUUACUCUAGCUGUUGCCUAUUGCUUUUAACGCAUUUAUCAGUGGGCUGUUUUGUUAAUUUUGAGGAAUCUUGGCUAAUUUUGGGACGUGAAAUCUAGUGUUGUUGUCAAAUCUACUGAGUUUAAGAUGUGAAAUCUAGUGAUGCUGUUUUAAAUAUACUGAGUUAAAAAUGUGAAAUGUAGUGUUGCUGUUAAAUCUUCGGAGUCUAAGGCGUGAAAUUUAGUGUUGCUAUGAGUCUAAGGUGUGAAAUCUUAGUGUUUCUGUUGAAUCUACCUCAACUCAAAAUGUUUUGGUGGGAUUUAAAACCUUUGACAUUUUUUGAACAGUUACACUAUUAAAAGUUAUCUGAGAUUAAGUACAUAUGUAUUGCAUUCUGGAUCAAAUAUGUACAACUUGUAAUGUCAUCCAGCCUUUUUUACAUUUUAACUGUUAGGAUAUUCCAUCUUUUUCUCUGUAGGUAUAUCUAAGUAUAAGUAACCUGAGAAUCAUAAUUUUUUAAUCAUUUAAAAUUCCUUACAGCUAAUUUUACUAUCUCUUGUUGUGUAUUUGUUAUGUAUUUAUUUGCAAUGGAUGUAAAUAUUGUCACUUAUUAGUCUAAGCCACAGGCUCCAAACUUUUUUUGGGUUGCAACCCCAUUUGAUAGAAACAAAAUGACGAGCAAGCCUUAUACAUUUGAAAAAAUAGCAUCAGUAUAAAUAUAAAUUGCAUUAUGAAAUAUUUAAUGCAUUUGCAAUUGUACCUCUUCUAAAAGCUUCAAAAUUGGUGGUUGACUCAAUCAGAAGCAUUGAAAAUCCAUUCUCACUGAAAUGUAUAGAGGCUAAAAAUAUAAUUUUAUUAUAAAUUUUAACAAAAUUAAAUAUGCUUAAAAUCAUUAUUCGUUUAGUUUACUGUUUGAGCCGGUGACUCCCACAGAAAAUCCUUAGUGACCUCCUCCUGACACAUGGGUUCGGAACCGGUGGUCUGAACAAAACUGUCAUAAUUACAUUUAGGAUAAAAUGCAUUUCAAGAAUUUGAUUGAUAAACCCUUUAGGAAUGGUUUUAUAAAUACAUAUGUUGGUGGUCUUUUCUAUGUAGUUUAUUGUACAAUAAUAAUUUUAACACCCCACAAGGUUUAUUGGGACUAUAAAAUUUUUGAAAAAAUGAAUUUCGAUGGCACACAUCUCUGGGCUUAAAGCUUUGUUCAGAUGAAAAAUUGAUAUUUGUUAUAAGAUAAGUAUUUCUAUUGAUAGAAAAAUAUAGAUGAUUUUAUUUAUUACAUUGUAAAUAUUCUUUUCAGUCUGGAUAGUCUUUGUGUUUUUUUGUUUUUAAAAAUUGGUUUGUAGCAAGGCAUCCGUUGAACCAUUGUUUGGUUAGAUUCUCUGAGUUUAAAAUAAACUGAGAUGUGUCAGAGAUUUUAAUUUAUCUAUAUGACACAUUGAGAGUUUGAUCUUGUCACAUUGGCAUGUGUCAUACUGAGUUUAUGUUAACUCUUAUUGAUCAAUUGAGCAAUGAGAAAAGAACUCAAUACUGCAACGAACUGAGUCUGUGCUUUUUUUUUUCCAAGAUCAAUGACUGUAGCCAACUGGUCUUCUGUUAGUUGUUUUGAUGCCACCAUCUCUUUGCAAGAUGGUUGGGUUGUAUUUUUUAUGCUUAGAUUGUCUACAAGUUUAAUUUUAAACAAUGAAAAAAAAAGAUUUAUAGAGUCAUGCAUUAAACACAUUCAAAAUUCCUUGUAAACAAAAAAAAAAAAAUCAGAAUAUCAUCAAAAAAAGCUUGGGGGGAAAAAGCACAGAUGCAAUCGAUCCACCUGCCGUGUAGACCGAUCCACCUGCCGUGUAGACCGAUCCACCUGCCGUGUAGACCGCCAGAAGAAUAUUUUCUGUUCUUAAAACAUCUGGAGUGGCACACACAAAAAAAUAAUUAAAUUCAUAUUUCAUUUCUGUUUUGAGUGGUCAACAAUGUCUUUGAGUGGUCCACUCUGUUGGGAACCCCCAGCAUGUCAUGUUCACCAUUUACAUUACUGCCUUAAGGGUAAAUUAAUAUUUUUUAAAAGUGUAAAUUAAUAAGAUGUUAUUUCUAACUAGUUGUUUUUUUUGUUGCAUUCUAACAAAUGCUUACAGUUGCAUUCUAACAAAUGCUUACAGAAUAUUGAGGGUCUUGCCAGAUUUUACCACCAAAAAAAUAUAUUUGCACAUGAAAAUCAAGAAAGGGGAUAUCAUUGUAAAGUCAUGAGCUGAAUCUAAUUAAAAUUGUUUAAGAUGUGCCAGUGAGGUCCUCAGAGUUGUAUCUGUAUAUCUCUAUUGAAAUUUUUCAAUUUCUUUGAAGGAAUUAUGAAUACUAAAAAGUGUUUUUUUUUUAUUUACAUAAAAAAACUCCAACCUACUAGUAAAUGAAUAUUUUUUUAUUUAAAAGUAAAAAUUCAAACUGUUGUUUGUGCAUUUAAUUAUAACCUUUUAAAGAGUUCUUUUUAUUUAUUAAUUUUAUUUUAAAAUUAGUUUUUAAGUGGUUCAUAACAAUCAUGGGAUCAUUUUGAUAUGUUUUCCAAGUUUUUCCUUUCAAUGCAACUUUGAUUACAUUAACUGAAAGAUGGUGUUACUUGAUUACCUGAACGACAAGAAAAUGUUCUAUCCCUAAAUAGCCCAGAGGAGAGGGAUCAUCUCAUGAUCCUCACCUUGUGUGUCCACCAUGUAUCUAGUACAUUAAUACUAUAGAGUUUGUGAAGCCUGGGGUGGUCCUUGAGCCACUUCCUCACAAAUGACAUUCAACAUUUGACACCAUCUAUUUUUGAAAAAAAGAAUUUUGUAUUUUAAUUAUUGCUUUGUUUUUAAUCGUCCAUACAUUAUUCCUUAUGUAUUAUAAUGUGGUAUUGUACAGGAAAUAGUGGAACUAGUUAUGUUGAAGCUGGAAAAGAAUUAACAGAACAAACAAAAAAAAAGAGAAAUGCUUUAGCUAAAUGGCUUUAUCAGCAGACAAACAAGAAACAAAGAAUACAUUUCUAUAGUUCUAUGUUGUUUAUUGUUUUGCCUGCUGAAGUUGACUUUCAGCCAAAAAGUUAUCCUUUUAAUUUUAUUGUCCUGUUCUUUCUUUUGAAGCUUCAACAUACCCAGUUCCACAAUUACUUCCACACAGCUUCAACAUACCCAGUUCCACAAUUACUUCCACACAGCUUCAACAUACCCAGUUCCACAA